Petromyzon marinus (sea lamprey) is the source of this 4310-nucleotide messenger RNA. RefSeq names its product zinc finger protein ubi-d4-like. Gene Ontology annotation, biological process: nervous system development. Gene Ontology annotation, cellular component: nucleus; nBAF complex. The record is from RefSeq and is a predicted model, not a curated record. NCBI's taxonomy places the organism in Eukaryota, Metazoa, Chordata, Hyperoartia, Petromyzontiformes, Petromyzontidae.
GCUCGCGUGCCGAGGGGCGGGGUUGGGCUCUUUGUUUUCCCGCGCGCGGCACAAAGAAGCGCAAGAUGGCGGCCGUAGUGCAGAACCCGCUCAAGGCCCUCGGAGACCAGUUCUACAGGGAGGCGAUAGAGCAUUGCCACAACUACAAUGCACGGCUGUGUGCUGAGAGGAGUGUACGGCUGCCCUUCCUGGACUCGCAGACGGGUGUCGCGCAGAACAACUGCUACAUCUGGAUGGAGAAGCGGCAUCGUGGACCUGGUCCGCGCAGCCUCUCCCCCAACAUUUUUGGCGUUGCGCCAGGACAGCUCUACACAUACCCAGCACGCCGCUGGCGCAAGAAGAGACGGCUUCCACCACCCGAGGAUCCACGGCUCCGAAUAACCGAUAUCAGACCAGAAAGCGAGGUGCCUGUGAAGAAAGACCCAGAAUGCUCUAGCCUGGAGGUGCUGCUCCGUGGAGACAUGACGGAACGCAAAGGCGUUGACACCCGGGAAGAUGACAGUAUCAGCGAGUUCCAGAGAGUCUUUGAUGCCGAAGAUUAUUUGGACGAUUUGGACGAUGAAGAUUACGAAGAGGACACGCCUAAACGCAAGCCCAAGAGCAAAGGACGGGCAAAAGGGAAGCGUGUUUAUAAGAAGCAGUCUGAAAGACAAGUGGAGAGUCCUGCUGAUGAGCAGGACAAGGGUGAUAUGAGCUGUGAAGCAGGCAACAGUGGCAAGGCAGCAGCUGGGACCAGGAAGAAGAAUGAAGCAGCAGCACAGGAGGAUAAAGACAAGCCGUAUGCAUGCGACAAUAGUUACAAACACAAACGUAGCUCAAAAGCGUCUGAUAAAGUUUGCGGGAAGCGGUACAAGAACCGUCCUGGGCUGAGCUAUCAUUACACGCACAGCCACUUAGCGGAUGAGGAGGGCGAGGACAAGGACUCGCGGCCCGCCACACCUGUCACGCGCCGCUCGGAGGACCGCAAAGCCAAAAAAGGUCCUGAUGGGCUGGCAAACCCUAACAACUACUGCGAUUUUUGUCUGGGCGGCUCUGUGGAGAACAAGAAGACAGGACAACCGGAAGAAUUGGUUUCCUGUUCCGACUGUGGACGUUCUGGACACCCGUCUUGCUUGCAGUUCACUUCAAACAUGAUCGCCGCCGUCAAGACUUACCGUUGGCAGUGCAUUGAAUGCAAGUGCUGCAACAUUUGCGGCACCUCUGAGAAUGAUGACCAGCUGCUGUUUUGCGAUGACUGCGACCGUGGUUAUCACAUGUACUGUCUCAGCCCUGCCAUGUCUGAGCCCCCAGAGGGAAGCUGGAGUUGCCGCCUUUGCCUGGACUUGCUCAAAGAAAAGGCAUCUGUCUAUACCAACCAGUCAUAAGAUGGGGUCCUAGAUACCAACAUCUUCGAAUGAUGACUCAGUUCUCAAGGGCAUACCCAAUUAGUAAACCCAAGUUUGAGCCACGGUUUGUCUCCUGUUGCAAUUGGUAUCUAUUGAGUGUAGCUGAGAACCAAGAAUGUAAUGUCUCUAAUGUAUUGUUACAGGUAGGUUUUUUUGACUUCCGAAAUUAACCCGUUGUUGAUAUAUUUGCGCAUCAGAUGACAUGACUGUUCUACAUUUACUUUGUCACCUAUAUGGAGGGGUGUUCGUGCAGCUUGACAACUGAUCCAUAGAAAUUCAGCAUGGGCAUUAUGUCUCUGAUUGCGCGCUCGGAGGAGGUAAACAAUGCAAUCAUUUUCUAACAUUGUAACCAUAAAUGCCUUAAUAGUGGAGUAUUUUAUAUCACAGUGGCCAAUAGAAUCUGAGUAGACCUAAUGUACAACAACCAGAUCCUAUGUAAUUUGUGUGUAUAUGCGCCAAAUUUUGAGAAGUUUGUAGAUUUUAUUUUUAUGCUGUGUACCUGCUUGUGGAAAGGAGAGCAGUACUUUCCACAGGCCUUUUUUGUAAGAGUUUUUUUGCCUGUUUGGCCAUCCUUAGCAGUCUGGUGUAUCUUACUGGACGUUGGGUUGGCUCCCCAUGAGGGUGUGUUCACUGCCAUUGCUUACCUAGGUACUACAUGCUUUGGGUACCAACCAUCCCCUGUGUGCUGGUUGUUUACUCAGUGCUGUAAUUGGUCACCUAUUAUGCCAAGGUCUGCAGUAAGUAGUUACUGUGUACUGCAGCUGAUGUUUUUUUUAUUACUGUAAUGUUCAAGCUUGCUUAGGGAUUUAGAAGAAAAAUAAUAAAAGGAUGGUACAAUAGAAUGUAUGGUCAUAAAAUGAAUAAAUCAAUUGAACAGAUUUGUUUUGGUAGAUGCCAUAACGUGCAUAUAGUGCCUAUGUAGGGUAUUAGUUUUGUUACUUUUGAAAAAUUCUCAUUUAAAAAUUAACCUAGUGUAAUGUGUGGUGUGAUCUGGUCUGUAUACUGUUAAUAAGCAGACAAAAAGAUGACAAAGUGGCUGGCUUGUAAACUUUUUGUAAAAAGAGGUAGAUUAUGCAGUGUACACUGUAGUUAUCUCACAUAGUUAAUAUAGAACAUUCAAGGUGUUGAUGGUACUUCUCAAUAUAUUAAGAUGGUAGGGGGGGGGGUGUACCGGUAUAAUUGCUGGGGAUCAUUGUUACUAUCAACUCAUGCUGCUCGGCAUAUUAACGGUGUUUUACUUUAGAGCGCAGCAGCUGUCCAUAAAAGGUACUGUCGUAAUAUUGCAGUAUUCUUAAUUGCUGAAUAGACUCCACAUAUAUCGCCUCUUAUGGGUGGAAAUAUAUUCAUAAAUAAAAACCCCAUUGUGCUUUUAGUAGCUUGUGUAAUCAAACCCAACUUAAACUCCAUUUGACAUUUCUAGGUUUUUGUAAUUAGUGAAUAGCUUUCAUUUAAGGAAGAAAAUGGCACCCUAAAUAUAGUAGUUGCCUUUUUUCAUAACUGUUUUCUGUUUUUGGCAAAAGUCAUGAUCAUGUUCCCUGCACAAGAGAAAUAGCCCGUUUGUUAUCCUUUGGUUUUAAAGUGUACCGUGUAGCCGGAAUAAAUGCUUGCUUGACCGUCUCUCACCAUUAGGUCAUCAGCCGUGUUCCCACAACGUGAGGAGGCACUCCCAAUAAAGAUGGCCACUCCGUAGUGUUAUUGACAGAGCAUUUUAUUGUAUCAUGUUGUCCGUGUUAAACUAUUGCAGAACACCUAAAUACCUGAGGUUACUAAUGCUGUUGCCGGCACAUGCUUCUCCACAGGGGUCCAGAGUGAAUUUCAGGAAGUGUCCUUUGUGUUGGAGAGAUUGCGUACCGUAGGUUAGACUUAAUGCAUAUGCUGGACGCUGCACCAAGUGAUCGUGAAUUUUGUACCACCGACUUCCACUUUCCACCACCUGAUUGAAUGUCUUGGCGUAUUAUACGAGAGCUGCGAGCUUUAUAGGAUUAAAGUUGACUUUUUAUGACUGAAGGUUUAUGUAGAGCACUGGCCCGAAAGUUGAAUAUACAGAUACGUAAUUUAUGCACCUACAUAAGUAUAGCUUGAGUAAUACAGAGCCCUUGUGGAGACGUGUUUAAUUACAAGCAACAUUGGGUUUGUCAAUAAUGUCUCAAGUAAAUUGGCUUAGCUUACAAGUUGUGCUUGAUGGAAAAAAAAACAGGGUAUUCAUUUAACGACAAAUAUAAAUUGCUUAAAAUAAAAACAAAUCUUUGUCCUGGUUAUAGUGGCACUUUUGUGGUUUAAGUUUGUCACAAGCUCUUGAUGAACAGCGUUUGUCAGUGCUCGCACUACCCAGUAACAUUGCUUUAAAGUAGAUAUCACCGUACCGUUGUUAUACCCUAUUUUCUGAAGCAAGUGGGGAGUACCCAUGUGCUAUAUUUGAUAUAAAACAUUUCUGUACAGGAUAUAAAAUAUCAGAACACAAAUGUGAGUGGCGGUAAUGUCCAAGUGGUGGGCGUGUGGACACAUCAAUUAGCAGCACAUGAGAAGCGUUAGCAAAAGAAGUUGAUCUUGCUUCCAGGCGAUGUCUCAGGAUCCCUUCCCUCGAGACUCGUGAAGGCUUAAUUCGAUGAAGCCGCUCUGGCAGAUGAUGGUCUGUGUCUUCUGCCUCUUAAGGACAAUUCCUGCACACAAUAUAAUGCAGUAUGCGUAUUACAAGGUAAACUGAAUUGACGUGAAGAGCGAAACUAUAUGCUGUAUAUUUUACUUAUAUGGAUGGCUUGGGGUUUUUGAAGCUGAUGUAGACAAAAGCUGAAAUGGAGAGCUGAUGUGGAUGGAAAAGCAGUCCAUAGCUUUGGCAACAAGUACACAUGCAAAUGCACAAUUUUUUUUUAAUUUGCUUUGUAAAAUGUUUUUUUUACACUUCCAAAAUAAAAUGCAUGUCUCAGA